AUGGCACAUCAAGCGAUCGGUGAGGCGAAUCAAGUAGUUGCAAUUGUUGGCGGUGGUCUCGGUGGUACUCUAUGUGCGUUGUUUUUUGCUAAACAUGGCAUCAAAGUGCAUUUGUUUGAACUCCGACCAGAUAUUCGUACGCAGAAAGUUGUCAAAGGUCGUAGUAUUAACAUGGCAUUAUCCCGACGUGGUCGUGAUGCGUUGGCAUAUGUUAAUUGUGAAGAUACAGUUGUUAAUAAUGGAAUACCAAUGCAUUCCAGAAUGUUACAUGAUUUAAAUUGUCAUACAACACCAGUGCGUUAUGGAACACAUCCGGAUCAUCAAAUCAUCUCGAUCGAUCGACGCAUUUUGAAUGAGUUAUUAAUAGAUGAGGCUUCUAAACAUCCAGAAAUCACGAUUCAUUUUCAACAUAAAUUUAUCAGUUGGAAUCGUGAAGACAAAAUUGCCACGUUUCAGAAUGUAUCUAACGACUACGUUGAAUUCAAAGUAGAUGCUUUAAUUGGCUAUGACGGAUGCCAUUCGUCUGUUCGUGCAGCGAUGAUGAAACUCGACUCGGUGGAUUUCUCACAGCGGUAUAUCGAUACGCAUUACAUGGAAUUUUGUAUUCCAGCAAAAAACAACGAAUUCGCAAUGGAUGUGAAUUACCUUCACAUUUGGCCACGUCAUGAAUUUCUGUUAAUUGCUUUACCUAAUCAAGAUAAAACAUUCACAACAACGCUCUUUCUUCCUUUACCACUUUUCCAGCAACUCACAACAGUCGAUGAACUUUUAGCUUUUUUCCAGAAAUACUUUCCUGACGCGAUUUCGUUCAUUGGACGAGAAAACUUAAUUGAAACAUAUUUCUCUUCGAAACCAUUACCAUUAAUUUCAGUUAAAUGUUCACCUCAUGCUUCCGUACAUGGUGAUAUUCUACUAAUGGGUGAUGCAGCACAUUCAAUGAUUCCAUUUUACGCACAAGGCAUGAAUUCUGCAUUUGAAGAUACGUUAGUUCUCUUCGAGAAAUUGAAAGAAACUAAUUUUAAUUUCCCGAAAGCAUUCGCUGAAUACAAUAAAACUCGUAUUGACGAUGCACAUGCUAUUGUCGACUUAUCCAUGUAUAAUCAUUACGAAAUGCGACAUUUAGUCACAACACGUUCGUAUUACUGGCGUAAGAAAGUCGAUAAUUUUCUUUAUCGAUUAUUUCCUCAAUGGUGGACACCUCUGUAUACAAUGGUGACGUUUACACGAAUUCCAUAUAAAAAAUGUAUGGAUUUACGUCGAGGACAGGAUAAAUUCUUAGGAAUUUGCCGUGGAAUUAGCUAUUCGAUUGCGGGUUUAUAUCUUCUCAAGCAACUUGUGGUUUAUGUUAUAAAACCAUUGGUUAUUCGAUUUCUAGCGAAGAGAUAUUUACCAAAUGCGGUCGCUGAUACAGUUGCUGAUACAGUGGCUUAA
Adineta ricciae is the source of this 1431-nucleotide messenger RNA. The record is from the annotation of a GenBank genome assembly. NCBI's taxonomy places the organism in Eukaryota, Metazoa, Rotifera, Eurotatoria, Adinetida, Adinetidae.